AUGCCAGCAACACCCAAGUCCUUCCUCCCCGCCUUCGCCGGCUUCAUGGUCUGCGCAUUCUCCUACACCUACGUCGUAGCCAGCAAAGAAGGCGCCGCCAUGGACAUGGCACGCACACGGUGGCAGCACCAGCACGCCAGCGCGCGGAACGUGCUGAGCGGGGGCGUGACGGCGCUGGAGGCGCUGGAGGAGAAGGUUUCGAAGAUGUAG
Messenger RNA from Boeremia exigua, 210 nucleotides. RefSeq lists its product as uncharacterized. The record is from RefSeq and is a predicted model, not a curated record. Bases 1 to 210 code for a protein of 69 amino acids. NCBI's taxonomy places the organism in Eukaryota, Fungi, Ascomycota, Dothideomycetes, Pleosporales, Didymellaceae. The transcript has 2 exons.